AUGUCCGCCACCGCGACGACCCCCGACGAGGCCGCGCAGCUCCUCUUCCCGCCCAACGUCCAGUACAACAACAAUCACGUCUCUACACUCAAAUUUCUCUCUGCUUGCUUUGCUGGCGCCGCUGCCGGCAUCCUCGGUCUUGAGAACGCGCUCGGAUUUGCGCUCUUCGUUUUGUCGACCCUCUUUACGUCCGCGUGCCUCUAUGUGAAGUGCAAGGGCAAGCCGACAAAAUAUAUACCCGGCGGGUGGUGGGAGCUGGUGAGGCCGAGUCAGGAAAACAUGUUCUCAUUUAUUCUAGUGUGGACGCUAUUCUAUGGUGCGGCUGUAUUGUCGUCGGAGACCGGAGAGCAUAUAUUGACGCAUGUUCCCCUGGAUGACGCAGGGAUUGUGCACGUGUAUGAUUGA
Messenger RNA from Fibroporia radiculosa, 405 nucleotides. RefSeq lists its product as uncharacterized. Bases 1 to 405 code for a protein of 134 amino acids. The record is from RefSeq and is a predicted model, not a curated record. Gene Ontology annotation, cellular component: membrane; EMC complex; endoplasmic reticulum. The transcript is spliced from 2 exons. Lineage: Eukaryota; Fungi; Basidiomycota; Agaricomycetes; Polyporales; Fibroporiaceae. Gene Ontology annotation, biological process: protein folding in endoplasmic reticulum; autophagosome assembly.